Triplophysa dalaica is the source of this 1773-nucleotide messenger RNA. RefSeq names its product interleukin-1 receptor accessory protein-like 1-B. The transcript has 4 exons. NCBI's taxonomy places the organism in Eukaryota, Metazoa, Chordata, Actinopteri, Cypriniformes, Nemacheilidae. Gene Ontology annotation, biological process: signal transduction; negative regulation of exocytosis. The coding region runs from base 158 to 1147 and encodes 329 amino acids. The record is from RefSeq and is a predicted model, not a curated record.
CAACAUGGAGUAAAGUGUCUUGCUCAAGGACACACUGGUGGUGGCUGCUGGGAUCGAACCAGCAACCUUUGAUUUAUCAGUUCAGUGGUUUAACCCACUAGACCACCAUCUCCACCAUCUCCAUUUACUGAAAUUACACUCAAGAGCCUCAGCGGUCAUGGAGAUGGAAACUAUUAUGAUCAUUCUCUGGAUCACAUUAUUGACACACCAGAAAGACUAUGAUGCAUACGUUUCCUACACUAAAGUGGACCCGGACCAGUGGUGUCAGGAAACCAGAGAAGAAGAGCGUUUUGCUUUGGAGAUUCUGCCAGAUGUUUUGGAAAAGCAUUAUGGGUAUAAACUCUUCAUUCCUGACAGAGACUUGAUACCGACUGGAAGUUUCAGAAAUUAUUAUCUUCAGGAUGACACAAGACUCCUUAGAGCCUACAUCGAAGAUGUGGCUCGCUGUGUGGACCAGAGCAAGCGCCUCAUCAUCGUCAUGACACCCAACUACGUAGUGAGACACGGCUGCAGCAUCUUUGAGCUGGAGACACGUCUGCGCAACAUGCUGGUCAGCGGCGAGAUAAAAGUCAUUCUGAUCGAAUGCGCUGAGCUGCGAGGAAUCAUGAACUACCAGGAGGUGGAGGCUCACAAACAUACCAUCAAACUUCUGACGGUCAUCAAAUGGCCGGGACCCAAGAGGAGUAAACUCAACUCCAAGUUCUGGAAGCGGCUGCGUUACGAAAUGCCCUUUAUGCAGCCGGAACCCAAGCUGUCACACGAACAGAUACUGGACGUGAGCGAGCAGGGAUCUUUCGGCGAGCUGCAGACCGUUUCUGCCAUCUCCAUGGCAACAUCCACCGCCAUGGCGACCGCGCAUCCGGAUCUGCGCUCCACGUUCCACAACAAGUAUCACACGCAUCUGCGACAGAAGCAUUACUACAGGAGUUACGAAUACCACGUGCCGUCCUCCGGCACCCUUCCGCGCCAGUCAUCGCUGGGCAUCAAGCACACCUACUGCAACAUCCCCAUGACUCUAGUGAACAGCCAGCGGGCGCAGGGCAAAUCGCCCCACGUGCAGCAGCCGGGGGUCGACGAGCCGCACGUGAACAAUGUCAUGCUGCCGCUGUUGCCACGGGAAACCAGCAAUUCCAGCGUCAUCUGGUGACAUCAUCAGGACUUUAAAGGCACUUCAUAAAAGCAAACAAAAGGACGCUGCUGCUGCUGUUGACUGUGCACCACGGGGUUUUGAACUUGAUAACACUCGGCCAGUUUGCAGGAUAAUACUCACACACACUUCUAUACUGUAGGAAUACAGGGUCUUCUUCAUAUUUUUCAGUUUCUUUAUAGCAUUGCAUUUUUUUCAGUUAUGGUGUUUGUUUUUGACAACUUUUAUACAGCGUUUUCCCCUGGGACUGAACAGAGACUUAUUAACCAAUUACCUGUUGUGCUUUUGGUGACUUGGUAGUUUGAAAUGAUAUUUUUACUUAACCCUUCUAGGAUUCGUGGCAUUGUGAUGCUUUCUUUAAAAAAGAAACCUUUUGUUAAAGAAAAAAAACUAUUUAUUCUGUGCUGUCAAUUGAUGAGAUUUAUUCACUUGCAUUUCAUGUCAUUAUGCAAAUGCUACUGAGGCCUAGAGCUCAAAUUCUUCCUAAAUGAAGGAGCGAGCAGAUGGUACACGUUUCUCUGCUGCUCUGUGUUUCUCUCUUAUGAAACUUUCCAGUAGAAAGCUUUGCUUUCAGCUUCAUGGAGAGUAAUUUCAGCUUAAGCUUUCCUGUAGCUCAGUGAUAAGAG